GACGUCAUGUACUGCGUUGCGCGGUGUGGGCCGUCGCCCCCGCUUUGUGCGCCACUCGGAUUGCUGACAGCCUCAUGGCCAUCCCCAAUUAUUUAGCACGUUUCUUGCGUCUCGUCGUCGGCUACGAGGACUUUGCCUGUGGGCGUGCCCGGGACUCGGGUCAGGUACUCUUGUGCGGUGCGGGAACAUGUCCACCACCACUGCUGCCUCCGUUUCCUCCUCCUCCUCAUCCUCCUCGCCGAGGCUGGAAGGAAAGGUGGCUCUCGUGACCGGCGGGGCAUCUGGUAUUGGGGAAGCCAUUGCCAAGCUCUUCAGAAAACAUGGUGCAAAGAUAUGUGUGGUCGAUGUGCAAGAUGCUGUCGGCCAGCAACUAUGCGAGUUCUUGGGUGGUGAUCCAUAUGCUUGCUUCUUCCACUGUGAUGUCACCGUCGAAGAUGAUGUUCGCCGAGCUGUCGACUUCGCUGCCGAGAGAUAUGGCACCAUCGACAUCAUGGUUAAUAAUGCUGGGAUUACCGGCGAAAAGGUGGUGGACAUCCGAAACGUCAAUUUCGAUGAAUUCAAGAGGGUCUUCGACAUCAACGUGAAUGGCGUCUUCCUCGGGAUGAAGCACGCGGCACGAGUCAUGAUUCCUCAAGGGAAGGGCUCCAUCAUCUCCCUCGGCAGUGUGGCAUCGGUCAUCGGAGGAAUGGGUCCGCACGGGUACACCGGUUCCAAACAUGCAGUGGUAGGUCUUACCAAGAAUGUGGCCGGAGAGCUGGGGAGGCAUGGGAUCCGAGUGAAUUGUGUGUCUCCAUAUGCAGUUCCGACGAAACUGUCGAUGCCGCAUUUGCCGGAGUCCGAGAGGCAAGAAGAAGAUGCAGUGGAGGGGUUUCUGACAUUUGUGCGCAGCUGUGCCAACUUGAAAGGCGUCGACCUGCUACGGAAUGAUGUGGCGGAGGCCGUGCUCUACUUGGCGAGCGAUGAGGCCAAGUAUGUGAGUGGGCUCAACCUGGUGGUGGAUGGGGGAUUCACUUGUGUUACCCACAUUCUUAAGCCAUUCGAGUGAGGUAACUUAAGUGCCGAAACCUGAACUUGCCAUCUGAUGUAAAUAAAGGACUCCCCAAGUGUGGAAGAACAACCAGAGUGUGAUUUCUAACUUAGAUUUGCAAGACAUGUUUGCCCGUUGUAUUUUCUGUCGGAAAACUUUCUCAUGUGCAUAUCUAAUGGUUGCAAGCAGUGGUCGCUUUUUCUUUUUC
Molecule: messenger RNA, 1235 nt
Organism: Musa acuminata AAA Group (dessert banana)
Lineage: Eukaryota; Viridiplantae; Streptophyta; Magnoliopsida; Zingiberales; Musaceae
Product: zerumbone synthase-like
Exons: 2
Coding region: 188-1045 (285 amino acids)
Biological process (GO): abscisic acid biosynthetic process
Cellular component (GO): cytosol
Molecular function (GO): xanthoxin dehydrogenase (NAD+) activity
Source: RefSeq, a predicted model, not a curated record